This is a messenger RNA of Fusarium graminearum PH-1, 762 nucleotides long. RefSeq lists its product as uncharacterized. The transcript has 2 exons. Gene Ontology annotation, biological process: coenzyme A biosynthetic process. Lineage: Eukaryota; Fungi; Ascomycota; Sordariomycetes; Hypocreales; Nectriaceae. The record is from RefSeq and is a predicted model, not a curated record. Gene Ontology annotation, molecular function: pantothenate kinase activity; ATP binding. Gene Ontology annotation, cellular component: nucleus; cytosol. The coding region runs from base 1 to 762 and encodes 253 amino acids.
AUGGAUACAACUCAGGAUCACUUUCAGGAUGCAGCCCUGCAAUAUCUAGUAAAUCCUCUACUGGAUGCCAGUCAAAUAUCAGAUGGUAUAGAUGGUUCAAGCCAUGGUCAAAGUUGCGAAAUCUACAAUUUCCUAGAUGAAACAAUCGUCCCUUCAACACCACCAAAAUCUCACCCAUAUCUGCUUGUCAACAUCGGCUCAGGAGUAUCCUUCUUUCAGGUCUCAGAAAACAACCAAUGUCAACGUAUCUCGGGCUCUUCAUUUGGAGGUUCAGCACUAUGCGGUCUGCUUCUCCUCCUCACCAGAGCGCGCACCUAUGAGGACAUGCUUGAGCAAGCAGAAAAGGGCAAUAAUGCAAACGUCGAUAAACUCAUCGGAGACAUUUACGGAAUGGAUUACAACAGAAUCGGCAUGAAAAUGACGGCUGUUGCUUCGACGUUUUGCAAGGCUUUUAGCCUGGAGCAUAGGCCCGAGGCUGAGGCGGAGGAACAGAGCGUUGAAGAUCCUGCGGACAUUAAAUCCUUUUCUGAUGCUGAUAUCUGUCAUUCUUUGGUUUUUGCCGUCUUUAACAAUAUUGGACAACUUGCCACGCUGCAUAGCCGCAUCCAUGGUAAUCCGGAUAUUUACUUUACCGGACCUUAUGUUCAAAACUGUCAGCUACUCAUCAGGACGCUGUGUAUUGCAGUCAGGUACUACUCUCAGGGCGAGAAGAAGGCGCAUGUGGUGGUAAAUCAAGGGCAAGCUGGCGAUUUGACCUUAUAG